AUGGCAGCCACUCACUUCCACCACCAGGUCGAACACAGGCUCGCGAUCUGCAAGGAGUGCAGGUACGCGGUCUGGCCGGACCAGGUAGAAGGUCACUUGCAAGGGAAGCACCACCGGAUGGGCCGGAAGCAGGCGGAACUGGUUAGCAACGAGGUCGGAGGCUGGCAUGGGUUAGCCACGUCUCCCAGCGAGCUGCAUGUGCCAGCCCAGGCGCAGCAACCCAUCGCGGAGCUGCCAUUGUUCGGGGAUGGGCUGCUAUGCCAGAGGGAGCCCAGCAGCUGCAAGUACAUCUGUAGAAGCAAGAGGAUCAUGAAAGAUCACUGGCGCAAAGAGCAUGGGUGGUCGCUUGGAGGUGGCAAAGGUAGGCUGACCAGGAGGGUUGAAGAGAGGCUAGAGGAGAGGUUUUGGGAGGCAGCGAAGCAGGUCCACUGCCAGCGCUUCUUCCCCGGUUUCCAUGGCUCGCAAUACUUCGAGGUGUGCCAGCCGGAGCAGGCGCAGGAGGAGCAGGCGCACCCCGCCCAGGGAGGAGAGCAGCUGUGGCAGCGGGCGUGGGACAGGGCGAACAAGAACUGGGAGGAGCUGGAGAAGCGUGCCCGGGCGACGAUCGAGGACGGGGAGAAGGAUGAGGUCAGCCCGUGGCUAGACAGGACGCAGUGGCUGCCGUAUCUGGCACGGCUGGACCGCGACGAUCUGCUAGCGUCAAUCGAGGAGCCCAACACCAACCCGGACAGGCCGGAGGAGCCGGUGGCGGCCGCCAUCUGGAAGGCCAUGGACGACGUCGCACGCAUCAGCCAGCAGGCCGCAACCCAGCGCGUCGGCAUAUUCGUCCGCAUGGAGCUGAUGAAGACGGAGAAGCACCAGAACCAGUACCACCCGCUACAGCUGUACACGGAAGAGGAUUCGAUCAUCAAGCGGUCAAGAGCGUGGAAGCAGGUGCUGAUGUUUUUCGUCAGAACGCAGCUGGAGCACGACUGGCGGAGCCCGGAGUACAAAUUCACCCGCCGGCAGUUCAGGGCUUUCGUCAGGCUGAUGGAGGAGGCCGAGCUGGUGGUAAAUGGGAGGGAUGAGCAGGAAUCAGAGGAAUCAGAGGAAGAGCAGGAGGGAGAUUUACAAGAGCCACAGCAAAAGCUGACCCGGAUCCAGAAGGCUUGCUUGGACUUUUGCAUCGAGCUGCUGAAUCAGAGAAUCACCCAGCGCGAGUAUGACAGUGCUCUGGUUUGCGCUCUGGCAGUCCAGGGAGUCACCCCCACUGGCUGGAGGGAGCCGGGUCUAUACACUGCCAUUCUGUCAGCCAUCAUCAAGGUGGGCCGUUUCAUGGUAGUUCAGAAAGCGCUGGAGAUGGGGGCUCCAGAAGAGGAUGGGGAGUUUAGCAGUGGUGGCAGCGCGUGGGACUUUGAAGACAGCGCUUAUGGGAGCGAUGCAGGCAGCAGCCGAAGCAGAAGCGGUAGUAGGAGCAGCAGCAGCAGCCGAAGCAGUAGCAGGAAUAGCAGGGACAUGCACAACAGAGGUAACAAGCGCAGCCAGAUGAGCUGCUUGGAGCUGGUCAAGCAGAUGGCUGACAGCUUCAUGGUCCGGGGCAGCCACAGCCCGAUGCAGUGGAUACUAGAUCUGCGCACUUACGGGAUGAAGAUCCACUACAACACAACAACAAAGGGCCAUGUUGGAUGGAACGGGCGGGAGCAGCUGCUGUACCAAGGAAUCCAGUUCACCAUGGCCAAGUUCCGCGGUAUGGUACAUGGCUUGCUGCACGACACUCGCCAGCUGCUGAUCAGCGACUUGCUGAUGGGUGGUGGAAGCGGCGGCGGUAGUAGCAGCAGCAGCCAGAGACGGAAGACAGGCGUGCUAGUAGUGCCGUGGGACUCGAUUAGAGACAACCCGGCUGAGGAGCGUAGGGGAUAG
Messenger RNA from Lasiodiplodia theobromae, 1899 nucleotides. RefSeq lists its product as uncharacterized. The transcript has a single exon. The record is from RefSeq and is a predicted model, not a curated record. Lineage: Eukaryota; Fungi; Ascomycota; Dothideomycetes; Botryosphaeriales; Botryosphaeriaceae. The coding region runs from base 1 to 1899 and encodes 632 amino acids.